Molecule: messenger RNA, 1749 nt
Organism: Mesorhabditis belari
Lineage: Eukaryota; Metazoa; Nematoda; Chromadorea; Rhabditida; Rhabditidae
Source: the annotation of a GenBank genome assembly
AUGCUGUCGAGCUCGUCGUCUCGUGGCGCUUCCAGUGAAUACGGAGUGAUUUCGAUUACAGCCAAUGAGGGCUUCUCACCGAAUCAUCCCCUUUCCGGAUCCACUUCAACCUACGGGGUUUUCAAAAAGGAAACAAAACCGAAUGGAUAUGGAACUAUUUUUCGACCGUUAGCUGUGAAUGGAGUUGAUUUGAUGAGCGUGGAAAAGUCGGAAUGCAAAAUGGACUCUGAGGGUGAUUUGGAAGCGAUUCUCAAUACGAAUCAUAGCAUUGAUCUCUUUGAAAGUGAUUUCAAAGAUUCUAAUUUGGAAAUCGAAGCAAUGGAAAAGAUCCGACAAGAUCUGCGCGUCCACGAGAGAGCUUUAUUGCGUGAUGCACUUUUGAUAGCAAAGGUAUUCCAUCAACGUGUGCACUCAUUGACAAAAGAUUAUCACCUGCUUGAAGAAAUGUUUAUUCAAAUUGAUUCAAUUGCAACGUCGAUCUCGAAAUUCAUUCAAGAAAUCGAUUCUCUGCAACUCUUAAAUUCUCAAAGUCAAACGGGAAACCUAAUGAAUAUGAUGAUUGAAUCGAUUGGGACAGCUGUAACAAAACAGGAUGCUUUACUUAGAAAUAUGACCACUUAUAUCUCGGCUUUGUACCAAUUAAAGCACUCAAAUGCUGCCUUUCGAAUGAUGUUAAACGAUUUCGAAGCAUCAUCCGAGUGCUAUUUGCCGGUGAUUUGGUUAUUGAUUCGGGUGCUGAAUCGUUUACUGCACUGGCAAGAGGCUUGUGCCCGAGUGGUAGAGAUUCUGUUAGCGAACGGUCAUGUGAAUGGGGCGCUUGGGACGGCGAGAAUGGCUGUUGAUCAUUUAGCUCAUCAUUCAGCUUCUACAGCACCUACGCGAAAACUACUCUACGACUUUGCCGUGCUUCUUGAGAUCGAAAGCCAACUCUGCGGAAUCACUCCGAUCAUGCAUCCGGAUCGGCAUUUGUUAAUGUUGGGAAGAGUCAGCGAAGUUUUGAAUGACGGUUUUGCGCCUCGCCUCCUCCUUCUUUUCAACGAUGUUCUGAUGGUGACAACCGAGAAUCGAGAUGCUUUCUCGAUCCUUCGACUCAUUCAUCUUUCAAAUCUAAAAGAAGGCAGUGCCUCUUUGAUCACGCAGAACUCGCGAACAUGUAUUUUAGUGGAUUCAGAGGAAGGGCGAUUCAUUUUUACCGCUAAAGUUACAUCUUUAUGGCUAGAAACUGUAUCAGAAGGGAUUCGAAUGUAUCAUCGAAAUCCGCCCGCUUUGCUCAAAUUGCAAUUGGUGCUUGAAAGAAAAGGAAAUAGUGAAGGGGAAAUAAAUAAAUUGUCGUAUGGCCGCUUGACGUUGAUGUCUGCGUGUUGGUUGAGAGGCGGGACGAUUGGUCGAGAAGAGAUACAUCAAAUGGCUGAGAAAUGGAGAGUUGGAGUUUUAUUGCGGAGAUUGCGGUCAUCAUCGGGAUGGCAGCGUCUUUUCGUCCUUCACUCGCAUGGGCAUCUCUUUUUCUUCAACUCACAUAAAGACAGUCAUCCAUUGGCUGCGUUGUGCCUUUUGGAGUACGGAGUCUCAGUUCCAACUCUGCACGAUCAAAUCCCACAACGAAAUGUCUUCAAAAUCUCCCAUCAACAACUCUCGUAUUUUUUCCGUACCGAUUCGCAUUAUUCGUUUCUAAGAUGGGUGGAAUCAGUGCGCGCCUCGUGUCUCUCUCGACGUCCCCUCGACGCUCUCACCGCCCUCUCCGUUCAUCUC